Pterocles gutturalis (yellow-throated sandgrouse) is the source of this 907-nucleotide messenger RNA. Its product is annotated as leucine-rich repeat LGI family member 3-like. The record is from RefSeq and is a predicted model, not a curated record. Gene Ontology annotation, biological process: regulation of exocytosis. NCBI's taxonomy places the organism in Eukaryota, Metazoa, Chordata, Aves, Pterocliformes, Pteroclidae. Gene Ontology annotation, cellular component: synaptic vesicle.
GUCCUUGGCCAACAACAACCUGCAGACGCUGCCCCGGGACCUCUUCAAGCCCCUGGACAUCCUGAGCGACCUGGACCUUCGGGGCAACACGCUGGAGUGUGACUGCAAGAUCAAGUGGCUGGGGGGGGGGCUGGAGAGCACCAACACCACGGUCCCCGCCGUCUUCUGCAGCAGCCCCGGGCCACCCCCUGCCCAGCGCAUCCGCGACCUGGCGCUGGGUGACUUCCAGUGUGUCACCACGGAUUUCGUGGUGCACCAGGUCCUGCCCUUCCAGUCCGUGUCGGCCGAGCCCUUCACCUACGCCAGUGCUGUACGUGGCCCUGGCACAGCCUGGUGCCAGCAGCUGCGCCAUCCUCAAGUGGGACUACGUGGAGCGCAAGCUGCGGGAUUUCGACCGCAUCCCCGGUAAGCCAUCCGGCUGGGGGGCUCCUCCCCGCUCACUCGGCGGUGCACUGCAAGCCCAUCGUGGCGCAGGACCAGCUCUACGUGGUGGUCUCAGCUCUUCGGCGGCUCCUACAUCUACCGCUGGGACACCGCCGUGGAUAAAUUCAUCAAAAUCCAAGAUAUCGACAGCCAGAAGACCCGUAAGCCAAAUGACAUCGAAGCCUUCCAAAUCGACGGCGACUGGCCCCGCGACACCGACGUGGAGUACGUGGAGACCGACGGCAAACCCCGCCUGCUCAUCGCCAGCAGCUCCCAAGCCCCCGUCAUCUACCAGUGGAACCGGGCGCAGAAGCAAUUCACCCCCCAGGGAGAAGUGGGGGAGAUGCUGGACGUGCAGAUGGUGAAACACUUCAAGGUGAAACGGGACCAGUUCCUCUGCCUCAGCCGCUACAUCGGCGACUCCAAAGUGGUGCGAUGGGAAGGGCAGCGCUUCGUCGAGCUCCAGACGCUGCCGUCCCGCGGC